AAAAUAACUAUCGUUUUCUUGAGGUUGGAUUGGCUCUUGUUGUUGUCAAUCUCUUUACGUUCCGCUGUAUUUGGGGUUUUAGUUGCCUUUACUGUGCUGCGAUAAACAUUGCACUCAGAUUUGGUUCGAUUAAACAGUAAUAUUGCGCUUUGUAUCAGUAUGGUUCGUUUAGAAAGCACUCCCCUCUACUUCCUACAGACUGACAAACCUCCUGUUUGAGAAACGUCAUUCCGCUCAAAGCACCAGCACCGCAGUAAACGUAAUUUCCAAGCUUUAUGGUUACCACGGCAACGGAGUGUUCCACCAUCUAAUGAUUAUGACCUAAAGGGGACCACUGAGGCCCUAUCAAUGAAGGGAGCACGAAUUAGGAAGUAAAAGAACUCGCACAGUUGUGAUCGAAGGGAGUUCAGAAAAGCUGAUUUGCAGCCCAAGUCUGAAAUAGAAGAAACACUGUGAAUCUGCAGCUGGGAAGAAUGAAGUCUCAAGACAAUAAUGAACUCUCUUUCCAAAAUUGGAGAUUUGAUUGGUAGGCCUGUGAGUGAUUUCUCUGCUGCUUCAUGAAGAGUAAAACCAUAAGGAAGAAGUGUACAUGUACCCAAACAAAAGAAUACAUGGCAUUGUCUGGUGAGGUCAUCUGAGGUCUCGUGAAAAGCUGCAUGUUGGCUUUUUUCCCCCACAGUGUUUUAGGGACCUGCAGUUAUCUGCAAGAAAAGAUGGGAAAUGCAGAGAGCCAUGGAUUGAAUAGAAUGUGGAGAUCUCAAUUUUCUCAUGAAGAACACUCUGUUCUGGAUAAGGUUUUCGACUCUGUGUCCGGCUCAAAUACCACUGAAGUCACAAAAAGUGGAAAAGCUGCUCAGAAGCAGAUUACCCUGGCCAUGUUAAAGGCAUAUAUGCAUAGGGCAGUGCUGGGCCCCAUGACAGUCCGACUCUACAAUGGAAUAAGAAGCAUUGAUCCAAUAAAAAAAUCAGAAGGUCUCAGUAUCACCAUUAGCAAGAAACAGUUUGUUUUAUUUCUUUCUUAUGUCAUGCGAGGCACUGCUGAAGAAAAAGCUUUCAUCGUUCAACGAAUGAUUUCCCAAGAUUCUCAUGACCCUGUAAAAGGAAGGCAAAUAAAAGAGUUCACGGGAGAUCUUAUUGCAACAGUGAUCCGCUUACUGCAAAUUGAGGACAUGCUAAGAGGUUGGGUUUUGGAGAAAACUGCAGAUCCUGCUUUAGGAACAUUACGUCUGACUAUCAUUCUGAUAACUCAGUUGAAGGCUAAAGGUGGACAAGACCCGACUACAGAUAAUUUUCUGAAUGCGGAAUAUGGACAGCAUGAACUAAAGGACUGGAUAUAUAGGGUCUCCUAUAUUCCUUCUUUUCUCCAUGUAUUUAUUGCAAUGAGCCUUCAAAUUACAAAUUCUGAGACCUAUGGUGAACUCUUCGGCACAAAACAUCUGCUGCCAGAGUGUGUGGGUAUAAAAGAUACUGGGGUGUUUACUAUUUUUGAUGUCCCCUCAGUUAUGUAUCUCAACACCUACCUGCCUUCAGAGCAUCAACACCAAUGGCAGCUGUUGUUCUCCUCUCAAUUCCAUGGGGAAAGUUUCGCUCGCUUUUGUAGUCUGGUUCUUCGCAAAGGACCAUCAUUACUGGUUAUAAAGGAUUCAGAUGGAUACGUCUUUGGUGGUUAUGCCUCCCACAGUUGGGAUGCGAGGCCACAGUUCCAAGGGGAUAGCAAAUGUUUUUUGUUUACUCUUAGUCCACAACUUGGGAUCUACACCUGCACAGGUUACAAUGACCACUAUAUGUAUCUAAAUCACGGCCAACAGACAAUGCCAAAUGGACUUGGCAUGGGAGGGCAGUUUUAUUAUUUUGGACUGUGGAUUGAUAGUGAUUAUGGCAGAGGACACAGCAAAGCAAAGCCACGGUGUACAACUUACAAUAGCCCUCAGUUAUCUGCCCAGGAAAAUUUUAGGAUUGACACUUUGGAGCUAUGGAGAGUAGGAAAUCCUCCUGAAGAUCAAUUGUCUCAGCCCAAGAGUGUACUAGAUUCUGAACCUGAAGCACAGGCCUUGCUGCACAUGGUUGGAAAAGUACGGAUGAGUGAUGGACUGCGAGACCCAACUGAGGACGAAGGGAAUGAAUGAAAUGCCUUCCAAAGGUGAAAGCACAGAAUAACCAGUAAAGUAUAAUAUGAAGCCUUUAUAUGUCACCAUUAUUCCUUAAAAAGAGGGCACAAUUGAAUUGUUCAAGUCUCUGGUAUCAGGGGAAACCCUUAGUUAACCAGCAGAUGAGGACAGAAUUUUCCGUUCUUCCAUAUGGAAUACUAAUUAAAUACAUCUAUCACAGUAAAAGAUUUUCCCAAUAUAAAGUCAUGGGUGUAUGGACAACAAAGCAUCUUCAACUGAUCCCUGGGCUGGUUUCCGCUUUUGGUGGAAAAAAACAAUUAUAAGGCUAAUUACUGUGACACUUAUUUGCACAAAACAACCUUGUUCUUUAGAGAAAAGUGAGGUAAGAUUCACUUUUUGUUACAUGGAAUGAAUUUUACUGGAUUUAGUGCAUUUUUACCUAUCAAGCACUGAACAGUUUGUUUAGGUUUUUACAAAGAAAUUGUGUUUUCUGCAGUUGCUAAGAUCCUAAUGCUGUUUCAUUUGGAGCUAAGAUCCCAGUGCGGUUUCAUUUGGAGCCAGAACUAUGGACAGUUUAUACCAAAGUGAUGCUUACCUUGGAUGGGGGAAGUAUAUUGGACAUGAAAUAAAAACAGAAAGUUCAGAUCUUCAGCAUCCACAGUAUUUUGCUUUUAUAUUGGAAGUGAUUCAGCUUCAGAUUUUGUAUUUUUUCCAAACAUAGCCUGGAUUUUCACAUGGAUUUAGAUAUUGGCAAUUUUAUCACUGAUUUAUAGAGCAUUAAUAAUUGCAAAGUUUGCAUUGUUUAAUACUAUUGCAGAAUGAUUGUAUUUUUCAAUGUACAUAAAUUUUCCUAUGAAAGUAAAUUUGUUCAAGUAAAAUUGUGGUGUUUCAAUGUGUUUACAAAUUUCUCAAGAUUCUGUGUGUUUAGAGACUGUAUCCGUGCUCUGUUUUGUAAGAGUCCACGUCACCUUAUUGAAAUAACUUGAAUUUUAUUGUAUGAAGUUUUUGUAGAUUUCAAAUGAAAACUCUCAUUUACUGGUUUAAUCAAGCAGUCUCAUGAAUCCUUGAAGGAUUCAAGAGUUCACAGUAACCUAGACUUUGUCAACUCUCAUACCUUUAUUAGGGUGUAUCUCUUUAAAUGCCAUUUCUGCAAACUAGCUCAUUUUGCUCAUCAGAAGUCCAAGAGUCAGCAACGUGCCCAUGGUGAAGAAUUAAGGGAGAAGUUCAUGUGGGUGCAGAUGAGGAAUAAAGUUCCUUGUUAAUAGUUUGCUUGCUUCAGCAAUAGUACCUAAAUAAUUAGGUCUCAUGAGAUGAAACCUCCAUUAUCAUUAACUACUCCAAAUUAGGAGAACGACCCCCUUUUCUUGUAUUUCAAUUGAAGUACGUUUGCUGGAACUUAAGGGCAAUUUUGUCAGUGGGUGGGGACGAGGGUGGAAAACAAAACAAAGCACUCAGUUUGAAUUUGAAUGUAGAUGACAUUAUGAUAAAUAUAAGCAACACUUUGGGUAAUUUACUUCCUGGGUGCUACUACUCAUUUAAACACGACAACACAUUAGUCAUAGAAAGAAAAUGCUAAGGCCAAAAUAAAUGGUUUUAAAAUAAACAGGUGAUUCAGACUGGGGAAAUUGAAAAGGCAGGAUCAAGUUUCCUUCAUCAGAAUUGAAAGCUUAAAGAUGAGCAUGAAUAAAGGGAGGGGACCAGACAAGAAGUGCUCCCAUCACAGAAGGAGCUAAUUCUAUUAAGCAUUUUGCAGGUCAUUCAACCCAGAAUUCAGAUUCAGAAGGGACAUAGAGCAGAGAUUAGAGACUGAUUUUAUUUUCUCUCCUCCCUUUUCCUCAAUCUUACAUGAUUGUUAUAGUUUUCACUUUGGAUGAAGGGUAGACAUCAGAAAUGUUAUACUGUUAAUGGUGAUUAGGGGAGAGACAGGUGUUCUAUACUUUAAAUAGAGUCAGCCCCUUGGAUUAAAGCCAGCUCACGUAGCUCCUAUUUUUCAAAAAAGAAACCGGGGACUACAGACCUAUCAGUUUAACAUCCAUUGUUGGGAAUAUACUAGAAGGGAACAAAGAAAUGUCCUUUAAGAUCACUAGGAAAGGAAGGGGCCAUCAGUAAUUCAAAACAAGGCUUCUGAAAAAAAAUAGAACCCUUCGGUAUGAAUCAAAUUACACCACUGACAUCAUGUAGGUCACUGGUCAGUUACAGUGCCCAGUUUUGAUGUCCCCUCUUCACAGUAGUGGUCUUGGAAAAGAUCCAGAGGAAAGCUGUAAGAAUGAUUCCUAGCUUAACCUUGGUUUAUUUACUUUAUAUAAUAUAGAUGUAGAUGAGAUCUAUGAACUAGACCAAUUCUCUUAAUUGUCCUUUGUAAAUUGUAUCAAGAAAGUGAUCUGUAAUGGUGAUUAAAUAGAAAAAUGCCACACUGAA
Molecule: messenger RNA, 4526 nt
Organism: Carcharodon carcharias (great white shark)
Lineage: Eukaryota; Metazoa; Chordata; Chondrichthyes; Lamniformes; Lamnidae
Gene: meak7
Product: MTOR associated protein, eak-7 homolog
Exons: 10
Coding region: 657-2126 (489 amino acids)
Biological process (GO): TOR signaling
Source: RefSeq, a predicted model, not a curated record